Messenger RNA from Kluyveromyces marxianus DMKU3-1042, 1740 nucleotides. RefSeq names its product Sia1p (gene SIA1). Gene Ontology annotation, cellular component: cytoplasm. Bases 1 to 1740 code for a protein of 579 amino acids. NCBI's taxonomy places the organism in Eukaryota, Fungi, Ascomycota, Saccharomycetes, Saccharomycetales, Saccharomycetaceae. The record is from RefSeq and is a predicted model, not a curated record. The transcript has a single exon. Gene Ontology annotation, molecular function: phosphoprotein phosphatase activity.
AUGACGGUACGUAAUGUUAAGCUUUCGUUGUUAAUCAAACGAUUGACAGUGAUAUGGGUACUGGUAACGAUUAUAACGCUGUGGUCAGAUAUCCACAAGCAUCUCAGGAACUGGGCUCGCAGCGGGGAGAAGUUUCCGGAGCUGGGAGACGACGUGAGAGUCAAAGACGUGCGAGUUUCACGCUGCUACUCGUGGUAUAGGAGCUGCGAUGCAAUAUGGGAUUAUAACAUGCGGGAUGAAUUGGUCACGUGGUUUCGGGUUGAUCGUGAUAAGAGGCAAGACACUGCAGUGGGACGUGGCCUCUUGUGGCGGACGUACGUGUAUUGGCAGCCAACUGGCCCACUCGAUGCGUCUGCAGUGGUUGAUUUGGCGAUGAGCCACGAGGGGCUUCCGCUCGGGUUAGUGAACGAACGUUACAACAAGAUCCGGAACAAAGACAUCGACGGGUACCAUGUGCAUUCCAAGACCAAGACGGACUACAACUUCUUCAUCAAGACGGACCGGAAGUCUUAUGAAGGGGCCAGUGGAUCAGAUUUGAAGUGGUCCGCAAAGUUUGGGAACCAUCUAGAGGAAUGGUUCUGGAAAGGCGAUGGCUUGUGGUGCAAAUAUGGGCCUAAAUCGCAGGGAGUCAAGAAGAUCAAAGCGUUCAUCGGAAGUGAUUUCAUGGAGUCUCGGCCAAUGUGGAGCGAAAUGGUGCAUUGUAUGCCGCGACAAGGGUUUUCCAAGCCAAUAUCGUUCAGUUUCCUGAAAUCGACCAGUAACAGUGACUCUGGGAAGAAUCACCAGUUCCCAAGGGAACCUCACCUUUUGGUAAAACAAAACGAUUUCAAAAUCCUUCAAUUGACCGAUCUCCAUUUUGGAGCCAACGCAAAUGAUGCUUGGGCUGGUUCGUCAUCCGAUUAUGAAUCAGGACAGCCCAACUCGGUGUACCGGUUUGACUCCCCCAACGUCCAAUUCGUUCAAACGGCAAUUCGUAACGAAUUACCAGAUCUUGUCGUUAUUACGGGCCAUUUAUUCAAGGGUUUCAACAAGCAUUUGGAUUAUGAGACUCAGAUCUUGAAAAUAGUAGCUCCCAUAAUUACCCACGGAAUCCCAUUUGUUAUUGCCUGGGGCGAAGAUGAUCUCGCUAACGAAUAUAAAACGCAAAUCCUCAAUUUUAUAAAGGAAUUGCCCUUUUGUUUGAAUAAAUUCGACCCAAACAAUUCCACCAACAUUAUGCUCCCAAUAUUGUCAUCUGUACAAGGAAGACAAAAACGAAUUGGGACUAUUUACGCAUUUGACACGAACGUCACAGAAUCGUACAACUUUUUGAAAGAGAGCCCAGUACCGCCAGAAUCGGUGUUCAAUUUUGCAUUUCAACAUUAUCCACUCCAGGAAUACAGACCAAAGGGCACUUUUGCAUUAAUCGGAAGCUACGAAGAGAAAGGAUCUCUUGAUUAUCUCCCUCCCACUAUCGAAUUUAGAAACCUCUUGGGUAAGAAGAACGUCAAGGCUUUCUCUUGUGGCCAUGAACAUGGCAACGAUUGUUGCAUACUGUCCGAUGGGAAACAACAGAAUUUGAAUAAUAACAUGUGGUUAUGUUACGGUGGUAUUGCUGGCUAUGAUCCUUUAUAUGAAUCAAAGACAAGGCUCUUCAAGAUAGAUCUAGAAAAAACCGAUAUCACCUCAUGGAAAAGAACUUUAAAAGAUAGAAACAGGGUUUUCGAUUACCAGUAUAUCUGGACUCAAUCUCCGAAUUGA